Molecule: messenger RNA, 2587 nt
Organism: Zonotrichia leucophrys gambelii
Lineage: Eukaryota; Metazoa; Chordata; Aves; Passeriformes; Passerellidae
Gene: SLC45A3
Product: solute carrier family 45 member 3
Exons: 8
Coding region: 845-2572 (575 amino acids)
Biological process (GO): transmembrane transport
Cellular component (GO): membrane
Molecular function (GO): sucrose:proton symporter activity
Source: RefSeq, a predicted model, not a curated record
CCAACCUGCGCUUUAAACGGCGGCGGAGGCGCGGGCAGCGCGCUGAGCUCCGGCUGCGCCCAGGGACACCGCAAGGUGUGAAGGAUCCUGAGCGGGCAGAGUUCGGGCAGCGGGACGGACUCACGGGAAUCCUGCAGAGUUGCGGGGACAGGGACACCUUCCACUAUCCCUGGCUGGGCUUGGGCACUCCCAGGGAUGGAGCAGCCACGUUUUCUCUGGGAAAGCUGUUCCAGUGCCUCAGCAUCCUCACCCUGAACCAAACUCUUUGUCUGGUCCCUGCUGUGCUUUGAGCUGCACAACCACUGCGAAUCAAAGCCUCCAAAUUCACCAUCAUCCCCUGGUCCUUCUGCAGCAGUAGAGAGAUUAUGGAGCAGCAGGACAUGGAUCCUUCCAGGAAUAAAUGAGUUUUUCUCUGCCAGGAGUGGCACGGUGACAAUGACACCGCUGUUAUCAGCACGGGGGGAGGGCCCUGCGGCCAAACCUGCGCUGGUUCCACCUCUGCCGCCCUGCAAGCGCUGCAGCAGCUUCUGCUGGGAGCACCUGCGGGUGGGUCCUGGUCCCAAAUCUGCUUUUCCAACCCCUGGCCUCAGAAAUCAGCCACCUGUGGCCCCCAGCCUGUGAGCAGGAGGAGCAGCCUGCAGUGGGAUCCCUGCCCGGGCUCUCCACGCCCCACAAGAAGAGGAAGAGGCACAGACGGUUCCUUGGCCGUUGAUAAAAUGGGAAGCAGCGUCUCCCCAGCAGCCCGGCACGGGGAGCUCCAAUCCUUGCCUGGGGGGCAUCCCUGGGGGCUCUGCAGCUGGCAGGACACAGCCCUGUGCCACUGAGGGGUCGGGCUGGGGACAGCAUGUCCUGGCAGAGCCGCAGGACCCAGCUGCUGCUGGUCAACUCGCUGACCUUCGGGCUGGAGGUGUGCCUGGCCGCCGGCAUCACCUACGUGCCACCGCUGCUGCUGGAGGUGGGCGUGGAGGAGAAGUUCAUGACCAUGGUUUUGGGGAUAGGCCCCGUGCUCGGGCUGGUUUUUGUGCCUCUCAUCGGCUCGGCCAGCGACCACUGGCACAGCAGCUAUGGCCGCAGGAGACCUUUCAUCUGGGCGCUGUGCCUGGGCGUGCUGCUCAGCCUUUUUGUCAUCCCCCACGCCAGCAGCCUGGCCAGCCUGUGUGCCCUCAACCCGCGGCCCCUGGAGAUCGCCUUCCUCAUCGUGGGCAUCGGCCUGCUGGAUUUCUGCGGCCAGGUGUGCUUCACCCCUCUGGAGGCCCUGCUCUCGGACCUCUUCCAGGAGCCGGACAACUGCCGCCAGGCCUUCUCCAUGUACGCCUUCAUGGUCAGCCUGGGGGGCUGCAUCGGCUACCUGCUGCCCGCCAUCGACUGGGCCUUCCUGGCGCCCUACCUGGGCAGCCAGCAGAGCUGCCUCUUCGCCCUGCUGGCCCUCAUCUUCCUCGCCUGUGUGCUGGCCACGCUGUUUGUGACAGAGGAGGCCGUGCAGGGGGAUCUGCUGGAUGGGCCAGCGCUCAAAGACGUGUCCCCAAAGGCACCAAAGGCGUCCGUGUGGUGCUGCCGCUGCUGGCGGGCGGCGCGGGGGCCGUGCCUGCUGCAGGGCAGGCGGGUGCUGCAGGCCGGCAGGAAGCUGGGCCUGCUGCUGCCGCGGCUGCACGGCCUCUACUGCCGCAUCCCCAGGGUCAUCCGGCGCCUCUUCGUGGCCGAGCUGUGCAGCUGGAUGGCCCUGAUGACCUUCAUGCUGUUCUACACGGAUUUUGUGGGCGAGGGGCUGUACCACGGCGUGCCCAGGGCCAAGCCGGGCACGGAGGCCAGGCGGCACUACGAUGAAGGUGUGCGCAUGGGCAGCCUGGGGCUCUUCCUGCAGUGCAUCACCUCCAUCUUCUUCUCGGCGAUCAUGGACCGGCUGGUGAAGCGCUUCGGCACGCGGGCGGUGUACCUGGCCAGCGUGGUGUUCUUCCCCGGCGCCGCCUGCGUCAUGUGCCUGUCCCACAGCGUCACCGUGGUCACCAUCUCCGCUGCCCUCACCGGCUUCACCUUCUCCGCCCUCCAGAUCCUGCCCUACACGCUGGCGUCCCUCUACCACCACGACAAACAGGUUUUUCUCCAUAAAUACAAGAGGAAAGAGGAGGAAGACUCCGCUCUGCUGGACAAGAAACCCUCCUUCUCCAAGGGGCUGCUCCCCAGCCAGAAGCUGUCCUACCAGAACGGCCACGCUGGGAUCGUCUUCUCCUCUUCCUCCCCCUCCUCCUCCUCCUCCUCCUCGCCAGCCUCCCCUCAGGCCGGGCCCAGCUCUGCUCUGUGCGUCAGCUCCUCCUGCGACGUCUCCCUGCGGAUCAUGGUGGGCGAGCCGGAGCCGGGCGCUCCCGGCCGGGGGAUCUGCCUGGACCUGGCCAUCCUGGACAGCGCCUUCCUGCUGUCCCAGGUGGUGCCCUCGCUCUUCAUGGGCUCCAUCGUGCAGCUCACCCAGUCCGUCACGGCCUACAUGGUGUCGGCCGCCGCCCUCGGCCUGGUCGCCAUCUACUUCGCUACCAAAGUUGUCUUUGACAAGGGUGACAUGGCCAGGCACCCCGUGUGACACAGACAGCUCUCU